Poecilia reticulata (guppy) is the source of this 9003-nucleotide messenger RNA. It is a transcript of the gene rims3, whose product is annotated as regulating synaptic membrane exocytosis 3. NCBI's taxonomy places the organism in Eukaryota, Metazoa, Chordata, Actinopteri, Cyprinodontiformes, Poeciliidae. Gene Ontology annotation, biological process: calcium ion-regulated exocytosis of neurotransmitter; regulation of synaptic plasticity; regulation of synaptic vesicle exocytosis. Gene Ontology annotation, cellular component: cytoskeleton of presynaptic active zone; presynaptic membrane. The record is from RefSeq and is a predicted model, not a curated record. Gene Ontology annotation, molecular function: transmembrane transporter binding; small GTPase binding.
AUUAGCAAGUUGAAAAAGGACGGAAAAUCUUUGAGUUAAAGCGUAAACUAAGACAGAAGAUCCCGCCGUGUUUCUGACUUGUUGCUCUGCAGCCGAAAGCGCUCAACAUGUGAGCACUGACUGUAAAUAUUGCAUGGUAUAUGGGCGCGCAGGUCACCAGAUAUUAUUGCCGUGCUCCUCUGUGGGUGUGCUUCAUCUUCCUCUGCAGCAAUACAUCUUUUGGAAAAUAGUAAAUAUUUCUGCUGCCUGAUUAUUUAUCCUUCUUGUGAUUUCUCUAAUCUAAACCACACCUAAAUGGAAUUGUAAAGGUGUUUUAAGAAGUCCAGGUACUGGACCGAUGCUCCAGCUUUACUGUUCUUUUAGGACAAAAGAUCAGUGUCUACAAAGUUGGUUGAUGUAUACAUGACACGGUCACCUUCUUGUUGCAUAGACUAAGUCUUCCAUAAAAGUUUUCUGAUGUAAGAAUAUUCACCCCUAGUACUCCUUGGCAUGACUGUGCAAAAUGUAUGGGUGUAGUGAAGUAAGAUGAGUACGAGGGUAAGGGAAUAAGUCCUGGGGAGAUUUAAACCAGAACCCUCCUCACAACUGAAGACUAAUUUAUGUGGUAAUAGCUCUUAGAGAUCAUUUACUUUCAUAGAAUGAAACUAAGACAUAAUAAUGAGCUUUAAAAAUCUGCUGAAACAUGGAUUGUGUCUCCAAGGCCUUUGAGAGGUCGAGAAUGCCGCGCUCUCCUCGUUCCACGGGAGGAAGUUUAAGAGUUUCCAUCUUGUUUGUAGCAUGCCAUGCACAGGACCACUGAGGUGAGAUUGUGAUGGAGAGACCGACCUCGAAGCUGUCCACCUCGGACAGCUUCCCUCGCUGGGGAGAGGUGCACACGCCUCUAAAUUACACAGAGAAGCUGGUUGGUAGGAAACCAAAGGAAGUUGAAAGUUUUUCACGAUGCACUUGAAAUACAAAUGUGCGAUUUCUGUUGUCAUCCUUCUCCUUACUCAUUCAAAAAGGGCCAGAGUUGUUGAGUGCAUGAAUAAGACUUGUUCUAUCUCUUGAGGUUUCCACCUGAAACUGUGGAUACUUGCAGCUCCUCUAAAGUUACGGUGGCUCCACUGAUUAAUGGCCUCUCGGCCCAGCUUGUGGGCUUAGGCGGAAAGCCGUGUUUAUGCCACUCACCCCAAACGCUAUGUAUUGUGCUUGGUAGCUGGAGGGACUAUCUGUCCCACCAGCUUGAAAACUUAUUGCCUCCAGUCACCAGAGCAGCUGCCAAAUGACCUGUGCGUGUGUUUAAAAAAUGGAGUGUAGUAAUAUCUGAAAAGUGGAGAGAACUCUUUUCAACAGAGCAGGGACAUCCCAAAGGAUAUUAGGCAAGAUUGGCUCCUCGCCUGAGUGAGCUUGCUUCAAAAUAAAUAGCGCAGAAACGGCCAAUCUCAAGAUGGCGGAAUGAAGAAGCUCCGCAGUACAAUCCGAAGGAGCACAGAGACUGGCAUCGCCGUGGAGAUGAGGAACCGGGUGACACGGCAGGGUAGCAAAGACUCCACCGAUGGCAGCACCAACUCCAACAGCUCCGAAGGAACGUUUGUCUUCCCUACCACUCGCCUGGGGCCUGAGAGUCAGUUCAGCGACUUUCUGGAUGGUCUUGGCCCCGCCCAGAUUGUAGGCCGGCAAACACUAGCCACACCCCCCAUGGGGGAUGUCCAUGUAGGCAUGGUAGACAGAGGAGGGCAGCUGGAGGUGGAAGUGAACCAGGCCAGAGGGUUGACCCCAAAACCAGGCUCCAAGAACAUACCAGCAACCUACGUGAAGGUGUAUGUCCUGGAGAACGGCAUGUGCUUGGCCAAGAAGAAAACCAAAGUAGUAAAGAAGACUCUGGAUCCCACCUACCAGCAGGCUUUGUUGUUUGAUGAAAGUCCUCAGGGCAAAGUCCUACAGGUAAUAGUGUGGGGGGAUUACGGACGUAUGGACCACAAGUGCUUCAUGGGAAUGGCUCAGAUCCUUCUGGAGGACCUGGACCUGUCUGCCACCGUCAGCGGCUGGUACAAGCUGUUCCCUACCUCCUCUCUGGCAGACCCCAGCAUCGGACCCCUCACCAGACGCCUCUCCCAGUCUUCCCUGGAGAGCGCCACCAGCCCCACGUGCACCUAGACACCCAGCAGACGUCCCGCAGAGCGCAGACACCGGCACGCGAACUGUACAUACACGACGACUGUACCCGAAGCGCGACGCAGUUAGGCAUACACCAUUCACCAUUCAGCGGCACAUCCCAGGUUACAUUCGCAUUGACGGCCACACAUUCCUCCAUCGUCCAUCACGAAUCACCCGCCUAACCUAAACCCAACGUAGACACGAGCGACGUGAACAUGUAGCGAUCCUCAUUUCACCCCUCGCCAUACCCCGCAUUCCGAUGUCGUCAAACCUCCGUGGCGCAUCUCAUCCCGGGGCCAUCCCGAUCGAUGCCAGUUUCUAAUCUCUCUAUGCCAAACUAAGAAAAAAAACUUUAUUUUUUAAAACCAAAGCAAUUGUUAUUGUUGUUCUUAUUAUUCCUAUAAGUAGUAGGUGAAACUAGUAUACAAUAUAAAAGUAUGGAUAUGUAGCAGAGCCAAUGACUUAGAUGUAAUGCAAAAAAAAAAAAAAAAGAAAAAAAAAGAAGAUAUAUUCUACAUACACACACAGAGAAGCUAAGAGCGGGAUGUCGAACACACAAACCUGGCUCGGAUGUUCACAUAAUGGCUGUUAUGUGAGGUAGCAACACUGCUAUAUUCUAUGAUUUUCACAGGGCAGAGUUUAUACAUGAAUAUCUAAAUAUAUACGAAAUAGAUAGCUAAAUACUUAUUUGUCUUUGUAUAUGUAUCGGCUGCAUUCUGCAUGUUUGCUUGCGAGACAUUUUAGAGUGCUUCAAAGUAUUUUUAUUUAGCUUGCCUUGACCAAUGUAAACAGUGCCGCUGCUUUUAUUUUGUCCCGACGAAAAAGGAGCACCGACUUAAAGCAAGGGACGUGACUGUCAUCGCUGUCUGCAGAAGAAGAAAAUGAAUUAGCCACACACUCGCUGCUGACUUUACAGUCCCUUCCUUCGCCUUUGGUGUGUUUGAACCACUUCUGCAUCGGGUCGGGGAUGAGAGGGAGGGGGUGUUCUCACUUGUUUGGACUGCCACUUCAUUUCCUUUGUUUUGAUGUCCUGAAUUCUUCUUCCUGCUCAAAGAGAUGGGAAGCAUCAGCAGCAGCCCUUUUCUUGCCAUGGCCACUCACUCGUUUGUCCCUCUGAACCUGCUGUAAAUAUGCAAACCUGUAUAUAAUUUCAGAGGACAUUCUUUUUUUUUCUUUUUUUCUUUUUGGACAUUACAAUAGCAUUUUAGGUGCAGCCACAAAUAUUAAAAUAACAUUGAUAAGUAAAUGUAUUUCUUCAGUUCAAUAAGUGAAAGUCAUACAUUGUGUAAACUUUUUUUUUAUCACACUUUUUCCUUCCACUAAACCUUGAAUUAAUAUGCAGCGAGUGUCCUGUGAACAACUGUCAAGUCAGCAGUGUUAACCAAGAUAGAUUAGUCUGUAACAUUAUAUCUCAGAUAUUAAAUUAGGGACAUUAAUAAUACUAAACAUCUUUUUUAAAUGUAUUUUUAAGUAAAAUAAAUGAGUUAUAAUAUUCUCACUUUUAAAUUUAGGAUUUUCAUUAGUUGUAAAGUAUUACAUAAUAUAAUGAAUCAACAGUAUCCAAUAUAUAAUUUUCACUUUUGAAGUGAAUUAAUAAAAAUAAUAAACUUUUUGAUGAUAUUCUAAUUUACUGUCACAAACAUUUACUUUACUAGCACUUACAGUAACCAGCCACGUUCUGGUAGUUGAACUUGUUUCAGGUGCAAUAUGCUACUAACACAACCUUCAGCAUUCCUGUUUUUAUAUUUCCUGUUUGGCAGUAUGUUUAUGUUUUUUGGAUAGCACUUUAUUGUCAAUUUUUUUGUAUUAUUUUUCAAUUUUAAGUCCAGGCGGUGGUGAACCGCCUCUAUUUUUCUGUAUAUAUGAUGACAAUUAUUAUCCGUAAUAUUAUUAUCAAUGUUGUCAUAUAAGUACUGGCGUUUAAAUACUCUGAAGUUCAUAGCACAUUUCCAAAUCUUUGAAUUUCAGCAGAGACGUGAAACCAGAGUGUAUUUUUUUUAUUGAAAUUAUGGAGACGCACUGGAGCAGCUGAGACUGGUUCUGGUUUUAGACUUGCAUCUAAGCACUUAUCUAUAACAUUUAAGUCCAAAAUCGUUUUUUUUUUUUUUGUUCACCUUGGACUCAAUUAAAAAAAAUACAUUACAUAAAAAGUUAAAUUUGUCAGAAAAGGCAUAAACCCUGAAAUUACUUACAUUUUUUUUAUUUUUUUUUAUUUUUGCAAAAAAAUAUUACUUUUCACAGUUUAUACAACACCAUACUAGGAGGCAUGGGCCGGUAUAAAAACAUAAAGGAAAAUCACGUCAUUAAAUGAUUCUGAUUUUCUCACUGCAUAAUUAAUGUAUUGACUUGAAUUCUUGGACCUAACACAACAAAUUUAAGUUAUUUUUACUGGUGCCAUAAUAUUACAUUGACUUCAGUUACUGCUAGUACAUCUGUAAUAAUGUUAUCAGCAACAUUUAUUUCAUGUUAUUUAGAUUCUGAUGAAUAGAUUAACACCAAAAAACUCUGAUUAAACAACCAAUAAGUUUAGUUCUUUCUCUCUCUACUCUUUAUAGACAAAAACAAGAUAUUAGUGGAACAGCCUCCACUAAUUAACGGACAUGCUGGCCGUAGCUUUCCAAAUGUCGUUUUCUACAGCAUUACCCAAAAACAUAAAUUAAAUAUCAAAUUUGUCUUUCCUGUAAAUGUGUAGCAGCCUGUUUCCAGCCAUCUUACCAGCAGUGUGCAGCAAUAGGUGGGAGAGGGGCACAACUACACUACCCUUUGCUCCACAUAGUAACAGAAAACUCGUACUUUGUUUUUGUUUAAAUGUAAGCAUAGAAAGCACAGUGGCUUCAUUUCAGCCAGCUGAUCUGCAGCAUGCCGCAGCACUAGGUGGGGGAGGGGCAGACCUUUGCUACUCUGUGUUCCAUUCAUCUAGAAAAAAACACUGGCAUUCUCUCUGCCAUCUCUUUAGAACGACUGUGUAGACGAUCUGAGGAAUUUUAUUUGUUUUUCUGCGAUUUUUAUUCACUUACUGUUUAAAAACUCGUCAUACUUUGGUACCAGAAAUCGGCCCAUGCCUACCACCUCACGCUACAUUGAACUUUCUGAAUCGAACAGAUUUGGGAAAGAAAAGGGCGAAAUGGGACCUGUCAGCUGUUCUAGUUGAGCGUGCAAUGUUUGAGUUUUCACCAUCAGCAAAGGAGCGGAGGGCCGAAGCAAACCGCCGGGGUUUCUGAGGUUCCUUCACGAUGGCGAACUUUUUAAAGAGUCACUUUAUUGGCUUGUUAUAAUUAAAAGUCAACCUUGUAUAUAGAUGGAUUUCACCUGAGCGUUAAUACUGUUGACCUCUAAGGCCUGUAUGUUGAUAAAUUUCAUUUUGGUUUCGUUGUUGUCUGUCAUCAAAGAGCUUCUUCUUUUUAUUUUUCUCAUCGUCUUUCAUCUUAAAAGGGUCAAAUCUAAUGAGCUGAGUCUUCUCAGUGCCUAUUUUAGCCUCUUUUGAACUUCAGAUACGUUUAUCUCUGAUAUUUUCAGAUCAUAUAGAUGUUUUAACCCUGCUAGUAAUGUACUUACACCCCUAUUUUAGAAGUAGCUUCAAAUCAAGGCUCUAUUUUCAAGCUAUUUCUUGCAACUGGUUAUGCUACCGUUUCUAAGGUAAUCUUAUGGACCUUAUGUUGUUUGUAUGGGAUUUUCCUGGGUAGCUGGCAUGAUGUAUGAAAAGAAUAUGCGAGUAUACUUUCCAUCUGCACACAUGCUUUGAAUAUGUAAAGGAAAACCACACCUAAAAUUGAUCUCUCUCUCUCUUAUUUAUACUUACGAAGGUCACAUUUUUGCAGUAAGUCCAUGAUUUCCGUGUCGAAUUGUGCUACUUUUGCUCUGCCAUGCCAACUGAAUGAAAGUAACUAUGGGUUUUGUAAAUGUCUGUCAAAACAGAAAACAAUGGAUUUCUGCAGCCAAAAGAAAUGGUUAGAAUGUGUCCUUUCUUUAAAGUGCAGCAUCUUUGUGUAAGCUUUAUUGAACAAGUGCAUUCAAUGUACUGCGGGUUGCAUCAUGUGUGGCAGGCCAGUAAGUGAUGCUAUCUGGAUGAUGACCGUUGAAUUGUUAGAAAUCUGAGGAGGAAGGUUCUCCAAACUUUUCACAGCUUUCAUGAUCCAUUUACAAAGGAUUUUAAACGGAUUUUUAAUUUAAAUGUGAAAAGAUGAUGCGAGUAAAAAAAAAAAAAAUGCAGGUUCCAAGCAAUGAAUUCAUUGGAAAAAAGCUAUUCAAAGUAAUUUGACCCUUUUGUGCACAAAAGUAAGUCUAAAUCGAAUGAAAAAAGACUUUUUUAUUUCAGUUUUCUUUUACGUGAAAAAAAAAAGCUAAAUUUGGGGCAAUUACUUUUUUACAGCACUGUACUGUCUUUAAAAAGUGUCAGAAAGCUGAAGCCUAGAGGAGUUUUGUGGAGCUAAAAUCUAGAAGGACCUUUCUGUUUGUUGUCAAGGUAGAGUCAUAGAUCAGGACUGAGUGGGAAACGUGUCGCUCUUGGUCCGUCUUGGUCCUCUAGCUUGAAUCUCACAUUGAUUGUAAAUCCGUGGAUGUUCAGAAUGUCAAAUCCACUUGCUUCACGUGCAUAAUUGUUGUUAUGUUCAUCUUCGCCCGUGUUGAGUACUGCGUUUAAAACGUAUUUUAUUUUUGCAAGGACAGAGAUUUUAUUGAGAGCAGGAGUCGGAAAGGCGAGGUUGGGCAAAACCUGCCUUUAGGUUUUUGCAAAAAAGAAAAAAAAAACAAACAAAACGAGGGCUUGAUCAGUUUACAAUGGCCUUAUUUUGUGUGGGAGACGUUGCUUCGCUAUUGUAGCACACACAACUGAAAGAUUUUUGUAAAAAAAUAAAUAAAUAAAAAAAUGUAUUUUGCUUGAAAUAAUGUAAGUUCUAUAUGUGUAUAGUUUUAUGAAUGUAUUUCUAAUUUGUGCACUUUUUUUGUCAUCCUGUUUGCUAUAAUGUCUAUCUGAAGAACUUCAAAGCUCCCUCUCUUCUACUGUACUGUAUUAUCUACGUCUUAUUAUUUGUAUCACGAGAAAGGAGCAUGAAUUCUGUCUGGCAAAAGGCAUUCUGAUUCAUAUAAGUCGCCACGAUGACUGUUGAGGUGAAAUGACUGCUCCCCUCUGCAUCCUGUCCCUGUAAUCUCCCCACUUUAUCAAACUCAUACUUUUGAAUAAGGUAAUGUUUGCUGCACGGUGUUAAUGACAGUUUUUUUUUUUUUUUGGUCUAAUUUUGCAAGGCACAGUGAAGGGGUUUCCAUUAGGCAACUCACACAUAUGCAAGAGAGUUGUCCAGAUGCUGUACCUUUACGUAGCAUGGCUUCGGCCUUAUGUUUUCCUUGAUACGUCUUCAGGCAAUAACCAUUUAGCUGUAGCCCGUUUCUCAGUUAUCCUGUGGUUACUGUGCCACGACAAAUAAAAUACAUUUCGAGCACUAAAAGUUAAGUAUACUCAACCUAGCAUGCUCUGCAUUGUGAAUACACGUUAGGAAGGCUUUCAUGAAAAACGAGGUUCGUUUUGUCGUUGAGCAAGUACGCAUUCCGUAUACCGCCGCUGACACCUAAUGGCACCACUGGUGAAGAUGUGGGAAAAAAAAUACUUUAAUUAAUUAAUUAAAAUCCUGUUUUAUAGCAGACGCAAAAUGUCACAAUAGCGGUUUUUAAGCUGGUCAGAGCCUCUAGGAACCUUUAGUUAGUAGUCUCUGUUGUCAUGGGGUAUAAAUAUCCCAGGACACUGAGGCCAUUUCGUAGCCAUUUGGCCGAUAGGUUUGAUAAGGAGGGCUGGAGGACUGUAAUGAAGGUAAAACUAUUGCACUUUAGGGCCAUAAAGUGUCCAUAUUAGCUACAAAGUCUUGUCUUUCCCACCAUCACAAUCAUAAACUUAUGUAGUUUGUGUGUUCACACUUGUAUUUUUUCACAGCAACUCAAAUACUACUGAAUAACUAAAUUGCUAUGAGCAAGGAUAAGUGUUUUCAAAAGUACGAUACUUUCUAAAAUACUAUUUUGACUUUGUAAUUAUUUCAUUUUGAGACGGAGCUCUGCCAACUGAAGAUGACUUUCACAUAUUUCACACAUCUUCAGCAGGAGUCCCAUUAUGUGAGGGAGGUGCCUGAGUAGCAACUAUCAACAUGAACAGAACAGGCAUCAACGCUGAGCUUUUCUUUCUUUUCUUUUCUUUUUUUUUGUUUUCUUGCUAGGUUUAAGAGUUUGUGCUGCUGGAUCCUUUUCAUCUGUUGUCUAUAACCCUCAGCUACCACAGCACAAGCUUUACUAGCCACAUUUUAUUUUCUUUUUUUUUUGUCUGUCAGGGUAUUAAAAGGCCCAGGUGUCUCUCAACCCUUCAUCUCGCCAAAAGCACAGAACACAACCUGAACUUACAGCUCCAAGAGUCAAAAUUACACCAGUAUUCAGAUUUAUUUUUUGUUGGAAUCUGUAAUAUUCCUGGCAGAUCUAGAUGUAAAAAAAUAUAAAGACUGAACAACUCUUUUGUGGUUGUCUUCAGUGUUCCCAUCCGAGGAGUGUUGGCAGCGCAACAGGGUCGGAGAAAAACGUACCGGGCCGUGAUGACGUGUAUGAGGGUUUGAGGUUGAGAGGAAUAAAAAGGGAGCUGUAAUUUUAUACCUGUGCUUUGUAAAUGUUUUCUAUGUGCAGUAUUUGAUAAUGUAAAACUGGUAUUUUUGUGGUUUGUACGCUGCAAAAUUGAUUACUUAAGGUGCACGUAGUUUUGUAAUAAAAAGAAAAAAAAAACAAUAGAGCCAAACUGAGGAGGGGGCGGGGUACUGAAAACAUUUUGGGAUUCUGAAGCCUGUAUUUGCAUGCCCUUUGACAUCUGGACGCUGAAAUAAAUAAAGUUCAUUUGAAUCACUA